AUAAAUAGGGAAAGCCAAAGGGACUGUUCUCCCAGCGUUGCUUCGAAAUGUCCGCUCUGCCGGCAAUUCUUGCUCCUACCUGCCUUUCAAUUCGAUCGCCUCGUUUCAAAUUCAAUCUCGUCCGUCCAUCCGCACACUCUAGAUUUUCUCUCCCCAUCCAUCUCCAUCUCCGCACUUCCUUCCUAGGGUUUCCUCCGCAAACUCUCACCCGUUCCGUUCGCCGUCACGUGACAAACGCCGGCCCUCCGUCGCCGGAGCCGGAAGACCCGCUCGGAAAAGACCCGACGACAGGUCUUGAAGCGAACUUGUACAAGAUCCAGGACGGAGUGCAGAUAUUCUUUGCGGUUCUUUUCUGGAUGUCUCUGUUUUUCUGGGCUAGUGCAUGGGAUGGGAGUGAUAGCGGCAGACCAAACAAGGGAUCUCGAUUUAGAAGGUGAUUCAUUAGCAUUUUAAUUGUAAUCUUUCCUCAGGAAGUAGAAUAUAGGUGAGAAAAUUGAAUAUCAUCAUCAUUUAAGCCUUAUUCCAACUAAAUGGGCUUGGUUUGGCUACAUUAAUCCUUUUCCGCCAUUCCACUCUAUCAAGGGCCAUAACUUCUAGACCAUAGGUAAUGAAGUCUUUAUGGCCUACUAUCAGUUUGGAAUGUCAUGUUGUUCAGAUUCAUGUUGGAAGUUUUGGCGUAAGUUUGACACCAGCUCAUAGGUGAGAAUUGAAUAUUCUUUACAUAAAUAGAGCAAGAGAGUUCUGCUGUAUAAGUGGCCUGAGAUGGAUCCUUUUUUCUUUUUUUUGGUUUGUAUUACAUGAUUUUUUAAAAAAAAUUUAAAUCCAAGCUUAUAUUCACAUGCCA
Molecule: messenger RNA, 844 nt
Organism: Magnolia sinica
Lineage: Eukaryota; Viridiplantae; Streptophyta; Magnoliopsida; Magnoliales; Magnoliaceae
Exons: 2
Coding region: 48-437 (129 amino acids)
Source: RefSeq, a predicted model, not a curated record